Molecule: messenger RNA, 498 nt
Organism: Penicillium odoratum
Lineage: Eukaryota; Fungi; Ascomycota; Eurotiomycetes; Eurotiales; Aspergillaceae
Exons: 2
Coding region: 1-498 (165 amino acids)
Source: RefSeq, a predicted model, not a curated record
AUGGGGACCACACCUCGAUCUGUAGAUUUCUCUAAGUCAAAGGAAGUUGAGAACCGAUACCGAAGAGUCUGGACGCAUUUGAAGGAGAUGGUCGACGAGAUCAGCACAUCCGAGGUGUCUUACUUUACGAAAUUGUCCCCGGAAGAUCAAAGACGGUGUCUUCAAAGUCUUUAUGACAGAAUUUACGAAUCCUUCCGGAACCGAAAUCCUGAUCGAGUUGCCGGCACUUGUGAAUGGUUUCUGCAACAUGCUGGAUAUCGGGAUUGGAGAACGGAAGCCCGUUCCAGCUUGCUCUGGGUAUCUGCGGACCCGGGAUGCGGGAAAUCUGUCCUGGCCAAGUUCUUGGUGGAGCAUCUUCGCCAGCCUAAGUCCGAAGACGGACGGCCUGAAUUGGUCUGUCACUUCUUCAAGGAUGAUAAUAAUGGACAGCGGAAGGCAGUCUUUGCCCUGCGCGCCCUACUCCACCAGGUCUUUACUCCACCAGGUCUUCACAGAUGA